AUUAUUCUAGCAUCACGGCAGCAGGUUUCCAAGCUUGGAGUUACUCUAGUCACCACAACUGUAUGCCUGCUUGAAGUAGUUAAACAGGGCACUGCAGCACAAGGAGUCUGCAUGUCUGCUUAGACAUGCUCAGCUUUGUGGAUAACCGGAUUCUGUUGCUGCUUGCAGUAACUUCAUUUCUAGCAUCAUGCCAAUCGGGCCCAACGGGAGCGAAAGGACCUCGAGGUGACAGGGGUCCCCAAGGCCGUAAUGGAAGAGAUGGUAAAGAUGGACUCCCCGGCGUUGCCGGGCCCCCUGGUCCCCCUGGACUUGGAGGAAACUUUGCUGCUCAGUUUGAUGGAGGAAAAGGCAUCGACCCCGGACCUGGACCCAUGGGUUUGAUGGGAUCUAGAGGGCCCAACGGACCUCCCGGAUCCCCUGGACCCCAAGGAUUCACAGGACACGCUGGAGAGCCUGGAGAGCCCGGACAGACUGGCUCCAUUGGUGCUCGUGGACCUUCUGGAUCCGCUGGCAAGCCCGGUGAGGAUGGUAACAACGGCAGACCUGGAAAGCCUGGUGACAGAGGUGGCCCUGGAACUCAGGGUGCUCGUGGGUUCCCCGGAACUCCUGGACUUCCUGGAAUGAAGGGACACAGAGGUUACAAUGGUCUGGAUGGACGCAAGGGAGAGUCUGGUUCAGGAGGUGCUAAGGGUGAGACAGGUGCCCAUGGAGCUAACGGAAACCCCGGACCAGCUGGUUCUCGUGGUCUGAAUGGUGAGAGAGGCCGUGCCGGCCCUGCUGGCCCCGCUGGUGCCCGUGGUGCUGAUGGAAGCACCGGACCCGCCGGCCCUGCUGGUCCUCUUGGAGCAGCUGGCCCCCCUGGUUUCCCUGGAGCCCCUGGCCCCAAGGGAGAGAUCGGAGGUGCUGGAGCCAAUGGCCCAUCCGGACCUCAGGGAGGCAGAGGAGAGCCCGGUACUAAUGGAGCCGUUGGCCCCGUCGGUCCCGUUGGUAACCCUGGUAACAACGGUAUCAACGGCGCCAAGGGAGCUGCUGGUCUCCCCGGUGUUGCUGGAGCCCCUGGUUUCCCCGGCCCAAGAGGAGGUCCCGGCCCCCAGGGCCCUCAGGGAUCCACUGGAGCUAGAGGCCUUGGUGGUGACCCUGGACCCUCUGGACAAAAAGGAGAUUCUGGUGCUAAGGGAGAGCCUGGUCACUCUGGUGUCCAGGGUGCCGCUGGUCCCGCUGGUGAGGAGGGCAAGAGAGGCUCAACUGGCGAGGCUGGUGCCACCGGGCCCGCUGGUCUGCGUGGAGCUAGAGGAGGUGCUGGAACUCGUGGUCUGCCUGGUCUGGAGGGAAGAGGUGGUCCCAUUGGUAUGCCCGGAGCUCGUGGAGCCACCGGCCCUGGUGGUAUCCGUGGAGCCCCUGGUGAUGCCGGUCGUGCUGGCGAGUCUGGUCUGACUGGAGCCAGAGGCCUGCCCGGAAACUCUGGACAGGGUGGACCCCCAGGCAAGGAAGGCCCAUCUGGUGCUGCUGGUCUGGACGGACGCACUGGUCCCCCCGGCCCAACUGGACCCAGAGGCCAGCCCGGUAACAUCGGAUUCCCCGGCCCCAAGGGACCUGGAGGUGAGGCUGGCAAGGGUGGUGAUAAGGGACCAACUGGUGCAACUGGUCUGAGAGGCGGCCCAGGUGCUGAUGGUAACAAUGGAGCCCCCGGCCCAGCUGGAGUCGUUGGUAACGCUGGUGAGAAGGGAGAGCAGGGACCCUCUGGUGCACCAGGUUUCCAGGGUCUGCCCGGCCCCGCUGGACCUGCUGGAGAGGCUGGCAAAGCUGGCAACCAAGGUAUGCACGGAGACCAGGGACUCCCUGGACCCGCUGGCGUCAAGGGAGAGCGUGGAAACUCUGGUCCUGCUGGCUCUGCUGGAUCUCAGGGUGCCAUCGGUGCUCGUGGACCUGCUGGAACUCCAGGCCCCGAUGGUGGCAAGGGAGAGCCUGGUUCUGUCGGCAUUGCUGGCGGCCCUGGACACCAAGGACCCGGUGGCAUGCCCGGUGAGCGCGGUGCCGGUGGUACUCCUGGACCCAAGGGUGAGAAGGGUGAGGGUGGACACAGAGGACUUGAGGGUAACAUGGGAAGAGAUGGAGCCCGUGGUGCCGCCGGACCAAGUGGACCCCCUGGACCUUCCGGUGCUAAUGGUGAAAAGGGUGAGUCUGGCUCCUUCGGCCCUGCCGGACCUGCUGGUCUUCGUGGACCCAGUGGAGAGCGUGGAGAGGGUGGACCUGCCGGACCUCCUGGCUUUGCCGGACCCCCUGGUUCUGAUGGUCAGUCUGGACCUAGAGGAGAGAAAGGACCCGCUGGUGGAAAGGGAGAUGUCGGCCCCGCCGGCCCUGCUGGACCUGCUGGCCAAUCUGGACCUUCUGGUGCUAGUGGACCCGCUGGCCCCCCUGGUGGUCGUGGUGAUGCUGGACCUUCUGGUCUGACUGGUUUCCCUGGUGCUGCCGGUAGAGUUGGAGGCCCCGGUCCCGCUGUAAGUACACACACACAUACACACACACACACCUCUCACUUUUUCCCCCUCAAUAACCACUUAUCCCGUCCUCUUCCCUACACACAGGGUAUUUCUGGGCCCCCUGGCUCCGCCGGUCCCGCUGGUAAGGAUGGUCCUCGUGGUCUCCGUGGUGAUUCUGGUCCCGGGGGACCUCAGGGAGAGCAUGGACAAAUUGGACCCUCUGGUAUCGCUGGAGACAAGGGACCCACUGGAGAGAGCGGUCCUCCCGGUGCUCCUGGUACCGCUGGACCCCAAGGUGUGCUCGGACCCUCUGGCUUCGUUGGUCUGCCUGGUUCCCGUGGUGACAAGGGUCUUCCUGGUGGUCCUGGUGCUGUGGGUGAGCCUGGUAGACUUGGACCCGCUGGUGCCUCUGGACCCCGUGGUCCCGCCGGUAACAUUGGCAUGCCCGGUAUGACUGGUACUCAGGGAGAGGCUGGACGUGAGGGUAGCACUGGCAACGAUGGACCUCCCGGCCGUCCCGGAACUGCUGGCUUCAAGGGUGACCGUGGUGAGCCUGGUUCUCCUGGAGCCCUUGGAAGCUCUGGUCAACCCGGACCUAACGGACCCUCCGGCGCCGUCGGCAGACCUGGAAACCGUGGAGAGUCUGGCCCAACUGGAAAUGGUGGUCCCGUCGGUGCUGCUGGUGCCCGUGGUGCCCCCGGCCCCGCUGGUCCCCGUGGAGAGAAGGGUGGGGCUGGAGAGAAAGGAGACAGAGGCAUGAAGGGUCUGCGUGGACAUGGUGGUCUCCAGGGAAUGCCCGGACCAAACGGACCAUCUGGUGAGACUGGCUCUGCUGGUAUCACUGGACCUGCUGGACCCAGAGGCCCUGCUGGACCCCAUGGUCCCCCUGGUAAGGAUGGUAGAGCUGGAGGUCAUGGUGCUAUCGGACCUGUUGGACACCGUGGUUCCCCUGGACAUCUCGGACCUGCUGGUCCCCCCGGCUCUCCUGGUCUUCCCGGACCCGCAGGUCCCGCUGGUGGUGGAUACGACCAGUCUGGUGGAUACGAUGAGUACAGAGCCGACCAGCCCUCUCUCAGGGCCAAGGACUACGAGGUGGAUGCCACCAUCAAGUCCCUAAACUCCCAGAUCGAGAACCUGCUCACCCCCGAGGGUUCCAAGAAGAACCCCGCCCGUACCUGCAGAGACAUCAAACUCAGCCACCCUGAAUGGAGCAGUGGUUUCUACUGGAUCGACCCCAACCAGGGCUGCAUCGCUGACGCCAUCAAGGCCCACUGCGACUUCUCCACCGGACACACCUGCAUCCACCCUCACCCAGAGAGCAUCGCCCGCAAGAACUGGUACAGGAGCUCUGAGAACAAGAAGCACGUCUGGUUCGGAGAGACCAUUAACGGUGGUACUGAGUUUGCGUACAAUGACGAGACCCUGAGCCCCCAGAGCAUGGCCACUCAGCUGGCCUUCAUGCGUCUCCUGGCCAACCAGGCCACCCAGAACAUCACGUACCACUGCAAGAACAGCGUGGCGUACAUGGACGGCGAGAACGGCAACCUGAAGAAGGCCGUGCUCCUGCAGGGCUCCAACGACGUGGAGCUGAGUGCCGAGGGCAACAGUCGCUUCACUUUCAACGUUCUGGAGGACGGCUGCACUAGACACACUGGCCAGUGGAGCAAGACAGUCAUUGAAUACAGAACAAAUAAACCAUCUCGCCUGCCCAUCCUCGACAUUGCACCUUUGGACAUUGGUGGAGCUGAUCAAGAGUUUGGUUUGGACAUUGGCCCAGUCUGUUUCAAAUAAAUGGACUUAUGAUAAAUUAAAAAAAGAGAGAAAGAAAAAAAGAAUCUCUGCCCUUCUUUCUGUGUUGUUUUUAUACUGAAUGCUGAUUUUCCACUGCGCAUCCACUUGCUUAAACUGGGCUCUAUCGGAGAGGACCAAUGGACUGAACGGAGCGUUGUGCAAUGCAAAUGAAUACAGCAGCCCAAAGAGACGCGGGAAAACACCAUGUUGUGGAACAUGUCAUCAUUUUGUAAAAAAUAAAAGAAGUGUAAUAAAAACGCUGAACGUAUGCAUCACUUUGUGGUCUUUGUAUAUCUUCCAAUGAGGAGGUUUAAAACCACAAAAAUAUUACAAAAAAAGGUUGAAGCUACCUCAUGCCUGUUUUUUUUUGAAAAAAAUAUUGAGAACCUGUCUGAUCCACAACCUAGAAGUUACGAGUUCUACGGCUUCAAGCUCCGUCCUGUAUCAAAGGUGCUGAAUUACUUGAAGCAGAGACCCAUGGUGCUAAACAUCCAGCUGUGUAGGAGCAGGAAACCACUCUCAUUCUUACUGUGUUUCUUUGUAUUGACUGAGUCUUGCACAGGUCCCCCCCUGAUUAACCCCAUUUUAAGCAGGUGGAAUUUCCUAAGUCUGGUCUGAUGUUUGUCUGGUUUUGACCGUUUAAAAAAAAAAAAAACUUUUUGUUCAUUUUUGUCUCGAAGUUUUGAUUUGUUUUUGUUCAGCCAUUUUUCUCCUUCAAUUCCCCCUUCAAUGCAGUGUUCAUGCUGACAGCACAUUAUUUCAUCCAUUUUGAAUGGAUUUUAGGCGGCCUCUCUCUCUCUCAAAAGAAAAAAACCACAAAGUUUAUUGUACCUAUUUUGUAUAUGUGAGAUGUUUAAAUCGAUUGUGAAAAGUUCUGAAAUAAAGCAUGUCCAAUGUUCCCAAACACCAUUCAAUGACUAAAGUGCUUUCAUGUUUUAGAAUGAUAAUAUCAUUAAAUGAUGUUGGCGUUGAA
Oncorhynchus kisutch (coho salmon) is the source of this 5244-nucleotide messenger RNA. RefSeq names its product collagen alpha-2(I) chain. Lineage: Eukaryota; Metazoa; Chordata; Actinopteri; Salmoniformes; Salmonidae. The transcript is spliced from 48 exons. The record is from RefSeq and is a predicted model, not a curated record. The coding region runs from base 126 to 4271 and encodes 1381 amino acids. Gene Ontology annotation, molecular function: extracellular matrix structural constituent. Gene Ontology annotation, cellular component: extracellular matrix.